GGGCAAACCUCUAUUUAGCAUCGAACAAACUGUCACCAAAGAAACAAUACAAUACGUAACUCAAAAUGUCGAAUAUACUCGCUGCCAAACUCGACUGCCAAUGCGGCGGAAAAAACAGUCCCAUGGAUUCGGUGAUAGUGCCGAUUACCCAGGAACUGAAGUGCAUGCAAAAACUGAUCAAAAGGGUAAGACACUCCCAAAUGGCCGUGCUUUUCCAACGCGAAGCUGAGAUGUACAAAGAAGAGCUGAAGGCCCGAAAUCUUGCCAUUUGGCAUGAACCUGAUUAUCGACACUGCAAAUGACCUUUAAGGCAGCCACCACAGAAUAUAAGUUUUAAAGGAUCCCUUUUUAUUAACUAUAUUUCAUUUAAAUUUUGUACUUUUUCAAAUUUUUCCAAAACACUAGAAGCAAAAAUAAACGAUGCCUAAGAGUGUA
Drosophila mauritiana is the source of this 435-nucleotide messenger RNA. RefSeq lists its product as uncharacterized. Lineage: Eukaryota; Metazoa; Arthropoda; Insecta; Diptera; Drosophilidae. The record is from RefSeq and is a predicted model, not a curated record. The transcript has 2 exons. The coding region runs from base 66 to 302 and encodes 78 amino acids.